Anopheles nili is the source of this 1169-nucleotide messenger RNA. RefSeq names its product metallophosphoesterase 1 homolog (gene PGAP5). NCBI's taxonomy places the organism in Eukaryota, Metazoa, Arthropoda, Insecta, Diptera, Culicidae. Bases 1 to 1125 code for a protein of 374 amino acids. The transcript has 3 exons. Gene Ontology annotation, biological process: GPI anchor biosynthetic process. The record is from RefSeq and is a predicted model, not a curated record. Gene Ontology annotation, molecular function: hydrolase activity.
AUGAAGCUAAAAACCCUCCUAUUGCGGCUGUUGCUAAGCCUCAUAUCGUUGGUAGUGUUUAACGAGUUUGUUGUUUACUACAUCGUGCUCUUAAAAUGUCAAUGGCCCACAAAACCCGUGUCGGUGAAUGGGAUGGAACCAGUUAGCGUGAUGCUGCUAGCGGAUACGCAUUUGCUUGGACCCGUAAAGGGCCACUGGUUCGACAAGCUACGCCGUGAGUGGCAGAUGCAUCGAGCCUUCCAAUCCGCCAUUACACUAUUCCAACCAGAGGCUAUCUUCAUCCUGGGCGAUGUGUUCGACGAAGGGAACUGGGUCAACCAAAAAGAGUUCGAUAUCUAUGUCGAACGGUUUCGCAAAUUAUUUCACACGCCUCGAGGCGUCGCACUGCACAGCAUUGUAGGUAAUCACGAUAUAGGCUUCCACUAUGCUACCCGGCCCAAUUUGGUGCAACGUUUCGGAGAACAGUUUAACAAUACGGGCGUAUCGCUGAUCAGUUUGCGGGGCGUGCACUUUGUGGCGAUAAACUCGAUCGCGAUGGAAGGUGACGGCUGUUACCUCUGUGAGAAGGCAGAGAAGGAGUUGAAAUCGAUAGAGACAAUCUUCAAAUGCGGCCGAGGAAUAGGCCAAUGCAAGGAUGUACCGUUGCUGGAGGAGUACAGCAGACCGAUAGUGCUGCAGCAUUUCCCCAUGUAUCGCGAGUCGGAUAAGGAGUGCCAGGAGCAUGAUUCUCCUCACGUCGACCUCUAUCGCGAACGGUGGGAAGUGUUGUCGAAGGAAUCGACGGACCUGAUUGGCGAUUUACUCAACCCGCGGUUGGCUUUCAGUGGCCACUCGCAUCACUACUGCCAUAUGGUGAAGAAUCGUUUAAAGAUAGAAGAGUACACGUUGCCUUCGUUUAGCUGGCGCAAUAAAAACAAUCCCAGCUUUAUAUUGGCUCGCAUAUCAUUAAAGGAGUACACCGUUUCGCGAUGCCGCAUGCCGGAAGAGAACACCAUUUUAACCAUAUACCUCGUCGGAGGCAUUAUUAUACUUCUCGUGUCCACGAUAAAGAUCGGCGGAUUCGUUGGACAGCUGGGGUCGUAUCUUUGCCGAGGGCGCAAGGAUUACAAAAAACUUACCAAAUAGCUCCUUACUUAUCCCACGUUCCGCUUAGUGUGUAAGAAAAUUAG